Diachasma alloeum is the source of this 2622-nucleotide messenger RNA. Its product is annotated as dnaJ homolog subfamily C member 7. Bases 360 to 2201 code for a protein of 613 amino acids. Lineage: Eukaryota; Metazoa; Arthropoda; Insecta; Hymenoptera; Braconidae. The transcript is spliced from 7 exons. The record is from RefSeq and is a predicted model, not a curated record. Gene Ontology annotation, molecular function: protein binding.
GCCACCUGAGAACACUCAGCUGUAUCCAGUUUCGCGUCCUCAACGUAAACAGAGUUCUCUAAUUAAUUGCUGUGCAAUGUUUUCGGCAUUUCCCGGAACUGAACCGUAAAUCGUAAUCGAUGAUUAUGAUUAACCAAAUUGUGUUCCCCCAGUGUCUUAACCCCUGAAAAAUGCAUGAGAAACUCAGUUUCAUCAACAAAACGUUCACCUAGUUGACAAGUAACAGUCAAGUACAUAAUUAGAGGUGAUUAACAAUUCUGUAGUCUUAAAAAUUUUCUACACCGUCUCAAGAAUUCGAAAAUCUCAAAAUAGACUCAUCAAUUCGUUCACUUUUGGAGGGAAAACAAAAAUAAAUAAGCAUGAAGAGAAGUGCGACAUCCUGCCAUCCGAUGAAGCGGAGGAGCCAUACAAAGCAAUCUGAGGACUCCAAUAACGAACGAAUCAAUUCCACUGCAACAAAAGGACCAGGUCGUCCUUGCAAGAUAUCAACUCAACCAGACAAUGAAAAAAAUCCUGCUGGUGAUGGGGCCACGAACAUUUCACCCGGGGAGAAAAUCAAACGAGAGGCUACGAAAUUGUACAAUGAAAAGAAAUACGAUUUGGCAAGUAAAAAGUACACGAUUCUUAUUGACAUGUGUCCAAAGGAAGCAAUUUAUUAUGGAAACCGAGCUGCAUGCUAUAUGAUGCUGGAAGAUUAUCUUAAAGCUCUGAAUGAUGCUAAAGAAGCUGUUCGAUUGUGCCCCACGUUUAUUAAGGGACAUUGUCGAGUGAUAAGAUGUGCCCUCAAACUCCACGAAUUCAUAGACAUGGACACCAGCGUAGCAAAAUUAGAGGAGAUCGAUCCAAGUAAUGAAGUGCUUCAGUUCCAGGCUCAAAAGAAAAGAGAGUUGAUUGGGCACCUGAAGAAUGAAUGUGCAGCGGUCAAUGCUAAGGAUUACGAGCAGGCCCUAGAACACCUUGAGAAAUCACUGGGGAUAUGUCCACGAUUUUUAGAGUACAAAGCAAAGAAAGCGAAAUAUUUAGCCAAAAUUUGUAACUUCAGCGAGGCAGAGACACUUGCAAAUGACAUAUUGACACAAGAUUCGAAAAUCAGCGAUGCUCAUUACGCUCUGGGAAGGUGUUUCUAUGAAACAGAUCUUGAAAAAUCAGUUCACCACUUUGAUGAGGCCUUCAGACUGAAUCCAGCGUGUGAUAACGACCAGGAAUUUUACCAGCGAGCCAAAGACUUUCUCGACAAGAAAACUGCGGCAAACAUCGCGUACAAAUCUCAACACUUCUCCAGAGCCUACGAUCUCUACAAUAAUAUGAUUACGAAAGGUGGACUGAACAAAGUAAUGAAGGUCACACUGUUAUUCAACAUGGCCGAGACCUCCUACAAGCUGGGGAACAUCAACCGAUGCCUGUCGGAGUGUGAGAAGGUCCUCAACCUCAAGCCCAAUCACCUGAAGGCCCUCAUGCGUCGUGCACAGUGUUACUUGGAUCAAAAGCAAUAUCACAGAGCCAUCGAAUGCCUGGAAGUGGCCUUGAUGAUCGAGUCAUCAUCCGAGGCCCUAAAAAUGCUGAAGAAAGCUCGAAGACUCUUGGAAGCUGCUAAGGACGACUUUCAUGGGACCCUGGGGGUUGCGCAGGGCGCAUCUACACAGGAGAUCAACAGAGCGUAUAAGGAGCUGACCAAAGUGCAUCAUCCUGAUCGUCAUGUUAAUGCAUCAGAAGGGGAGCAGGACUUCCAUGAGAGAAAGUGUAAAGAGAUCACGAGAGCUUACAGGUUGUUGAUGGAAGGGAGACAGCAGAACGGUGGAAAGUCAAAGCGGUCGUCAAGUAAUAACAAUUCACAUCGACCUAAGGCGUCAAAGGGAGCUAACGAUUGUAAUGGAGGAGGAUCUCCAUCGAAUGGCCAACAACCUCCAUCUGGAAAUCCGAAUAAUUCCAGUGGACCAAAGCCAUCAGCAGAGAAUUCUCAUAACUGUGGUGGACAGCAGUCUUCAGCUAGUGGCACAAAUAAAAACCCCAAUAAACCUCAAACUUCAUCGAAAGGUCCCAAUAUUAGUUCGAAUGGACAGCAGUCUUCUACAGAUCCUAAUAAUAAAUCGAAUCCUCAGGCUCCAUCAGGUGCUACAAAUAAUGACAGACAGAAAUCAUCAGCUGGUGGUGCGGAUAAGAGUGGAUCCCAGUCGUCAUCCGCAGGUUGCAAUAACAAUUGAGAUAAAUGGAAACCUCAGGAGAAUUGGAAAAAUCCCAGCGGUAAUCCCAGUGAAGAAGAGACGGAUCCUGACGUGCCAGUGCAUCGUCCUCGUACGUAGGUAGGGGGUAGACCUUGCAACGGGCGUGGGAAAUAUUGACGAUCGUACUGUGGAGAGUGUUUUUAAAGGGUACUAGAUCCUAAUAAUCCAGAAUGCUUCUGCAAUAUGAACGGGUAAUGCCAUUGACAUUUCAGUCUGUUUUCAUUGACUCGAUAAAAGAUGUGAUUGUGGAUGGAGAGAGAAGUUCAUUAGUAUGUGGUGGUUUUAAUCAACAAAUGUUUGUGAUUUGAGACUUCAAUAUUAUGUGUUGAAUCUUUUUACGUUUUGUUGGGUGAUGUAGAGUUAUUUGAGACAAUAAACGUGUUUCUACGGUUUUUGAAUA